AUGCCUCCUGCUCCUGAGCCCGGGACCGUAGCGCAACAGCCAGUUGUCUUCGACUUCAUCAAUAUCGUGUCACCAGCAGACUCGCGCCUCUCCAAACACCAGAGGCUGGUUCGUUCUCGCGCAGCCCUAAAGCCAAGAUCGGUCAAGCAGCCGCGAGUGAAGCGUAAAUCGAAACAAGCAGGGUCUCCAGUCGGCUCCAGCUCGAGAUCGAGCCCCAGCUCGAAUACGACGACCCCCGGGCCUGAGUCGUCGUCGUCCAAGCUCGUAUCAAAACACCUGGCCAGGGUGACACAGCUCUCGCUUCAGAACCGAGCCCUUGGCCAGGGCAGGGUCGAUCCGUUCCGUACCUAUCCCGUGGCAUGGCAGCCUUUCAUGCCGGCGCUGGUUGAUCAUCACCUCACUCACCUGGCGCCGGACAUCCGGGACGUAGACCAGCUGGCUCAGUUUGGUGCCAUGGGGAUGGACCAAGAAUACGUGAGGACGCUCAGAGACCGGUGGUGGCCUCUGUCAAUGACAUCCCCUCCGCUGUUCUUAGUCGAAAUCCUCUUUGCAGCUAGCCAUAGCGCGUCAAUGGGAAAGGUCUUGAUCGGCCCGGCUCAACUGCUUCAACUUAAGGGCCAGACGAUUCAAACCAUUAACUCCUCCUUACAGGCUAGGUCCGAGUCACUGACCCCCGCGACCAUUGGUGCAGUCAUCUCAAUGGCGGGAUAUGAAAUUUUGUUCGGCGAUCUCCUCACGAACCAUGUCCACAUGAUUGGUUUGCAGGCCAUGGUUGCGAUGCGGGGUGGUGUAGACUGUCUUGGACUCGAGGGCUUCGUGAAGAAGAUGCUUACUUGGCUUGACUCUCUACAGCAGCUGCUGACUGGGAGAACCGCGUAUUUCCCACAGCUGUCGGCUUCGCAAAGCAUGCCUGAUAACGGCCAAAAUCCUUCGCCAACCAUCCCAGUAAAUCACCUCAGCAUGCUCACGACGAAGUACCUGCUCAGCUCUGAGAUGGCCGACCUUAUGCCACGGCUAAAGAACCUCAUCAAGUCACUCGAAGCUGCGCCAGCGAACACAGCUGCUCGCACUGGGUAUCUGUAUCUGGUGGAGGAACUUUCGUCUAUACGAUCUCUGCUUCAGAUAAGAUCAUUGCAGCCCGAAGACCUGAGAGCGGAGCCCCCGGAUAAUCACGAGAGAGUCAAAUUCAUCUUCAAUGAGUGUCUGCGCCUAGGAAGUCUUAGCGUAGUCGAAGCACUGCUCAUAACAUUCAGCGCAGCAGACAGUUUCUAUGACCGUGGGGCCUCCCGCUUCACCGAGUUUCUCCUCGCGUUGGAACUCGAAGCACUCACUGGUAUCGGCAUCAAGCAUCUCGUCACAUGGGCACUUCUUGUUAGCGCACCUCUCAAGAAUAACGCGGUUAAUUACAAGAGAGCAGAAUUACUGGCCACGCUCUUCCAUGAGCUCAGCAUCUCCGAAUGGCAGCAGGUCGAGGCGAUCCUCGUAGAGUUUCCCUUCUCUACAUAUCUGAAGGCAGAAUGCUUCCAAAUCUUCCAGCGGGUCGCCUCCUUCAGGCCCAACACAUCAGCGAAUCUCAUCAGCCCAACCAGUAGUGUCUCGCAGCAGGGCGGCAACUACUUCACGCUCAAUUUGGGCGACUCGUCGAGGAACACACCCGCUGGCUCACCGAACGGGCGAUCUUCUGCGAGCAGUGCAGUCUUGACUCCGCUAUCGGCGGUCGGUGUCUACGGUUCUCUGCCUCCUUGA
Coniosporium apollinis CBS 100218 is the source of this 1746-nucleotide messenger RNA. RefSeq lists its product as uncharacterized. The transcript is spliced from 2 exons. Lineage: Eukaryota; Fungi; Ascomycota; Dothideomycetes. Bases 1 to 1746 code for a protein of 581 amino acids. The record is from RefSeq and is a predicted model, not a curated record.